AUGCCGCCUAUUGCUCCUAUUGGACUCGUAAACUCGAUAAUGAUUCUUGUUCUUGCUUGCUUCAUUGCUGGGUGUGUGGCAGCUUCAAAUUACAGCGUCACUGACUUCGGAGCGAAAGGAGAUGGCGUAACAGAUGACACUAAAGCGUUCUUGGAUACAUGGAAUGCAACAUGUCAGAGUUCUGUAUCCUCCAUUCUCCUCAUCCCUGUAGGGAAGACGUUCCUGUUGAAUCCCAUCGUCUUCCAGGGUCCCUGCCAGUUUUACGUCCGUGUUCAGACGCUAGCUUUGCUGUUCUGCAGCAGAGCGCUGGUGGCUGAUCUGAGGCUCAUCAACAGCCCCCAGAUGCACCUAGUGGUGGGUUUCAGCUCCACAAUCCGCAUCACCGGUGUUACCAUCACCGCCCCCGGCGACAGCCCCAACACCGACGGCAUCCACAUCCAACAGAGCCAUCACGUCAACGUCUCCGACUCCACCAUUGGUACAGGAGACGACUGUAUAUCGAUAGGCACUGGUUCUUUCCAUGUUAAUGUCAGCUGGGUAACAUGUGGCCCUGGCCAUGGCAUAAGCGUUGGUAGCCUGGGAAUGAACAACUCUCGUGCGGAAGUGUCGGAUAUCCAGGUUGGUCAUUGCAACAUAUCUAGCACAAUGAAUGGCGUAAGGAUAAAGACAUGGCAGGGAGGAUAUGGUUAUGCAAAGACGAUAAUAUUUGAGAAUAUCAACUUCACUGCAGUGAAGAAUCCUAUAAUAAUAGAUCAACACUACUGUGCUACCGGUGUCUGCGCCGAGAAGCCGUCAGCUGUGCAAGUGACUGAUGUGCGAUUCAUCGAAGUAAGAGGCACAUCAAGCAGCGAGGUAGCGAUCAACUUAAACUGCAGCCAAAACGUGGCCUGCACGGGCAUCACCAUCCAGAACGUUGAGAUCCAACCUGCACAGCAAGGAGGGCAAGCAUCAUCUUACUGCUUCAACGCCCAUGGAACAGUGACCGGUGUCGCCAUGCCUGCAGUUCCUUGCUUGAUGCCAUGA
Musa acuminata AAA Group (dessert banana) is the source of this 1023-nucleotide messenger RNA. Its product is annotated as polygalacturonase ADPG2-like. Gene Ontology annotation, biological process: carbohydrate metabolic process. Lineage: Eukaryota; Viridiplantae; Streptophyta; Magnoliopsida; Zingiberales; Musaceae. Gene Ontology annotation, molecular function: polygalacturonase activity. The record is from RefSeq and is a predicted model, not a curated record. The transcript has 8 exons. Bases 1 to 1023 code for a protein of 340 amino acids.